Messenger RNA from Actinia tenebrosa (Australian red waratah sea anemone), 4125 nucleotides. Its product is annotated as von Willebrand factor D and EGF domain-containing protein. Gene Ontology annotation, biological process: anatomical structure development. Lineage: Eukaryota; Metazoa; Cnidaria; Anthozoa; Actiniaria; Actiniidae. Gene Ontology annotation, cellular component: cell surface; extracellular region. The record is from RefSeq and is a predicted model, not a curated record. Gene Ontology annotation, molecular function: signaling receptor binding.
AGGACAGAAACUGUCAGGCUUUGAAGAAACUGCCAAAUAUGAUGGAUGCGUACCUUAACCUGACAUUGCUAUUAGUCUCAGUAUUCUUAAUGGCUACUGGGAUUGAUUGUAGUGAUCCUUGUGGAAAAGCUAGGGAAAUUCAUAAUCCUUUUCGAAGUGCUAGUUACAAGUUAAAAAAGGGAGAAAAAGCGCUCUGUGACAGAAAACUAUCCGAAGGAUGGUAUAAAUUUAAGGACGGUUUGCAGAUACCCAUAUCGAAACCAGCUCCCCUGCACUGUGGAACUUUUGCACCAAUCUGGAUGAGAGGAAGUUUGCCCACAACUAUAGGAAACACUGUUAAGGCAGAAGCUUGCGUUAAUUUGUUUAAUAUAAGGAAAGGUUGUUCAACUACUUUGCCUUUAUCUGUCCGAUUGUGCGAAGGGAACGUCUAUGUGUAUCACCUCACUCCCCCAAGAGGAUGUGCUAUGGCAUAUUGUGCAGGUGACAGGAAACCAUGUCCCAGAGGAAAAGAAGGCACGCCCCCAAAUUGCAAAAUUUCAAAUAUAAACGUUUUUCCGGAGAGUCUUGUCCCAUUACCAACCAUCACUUAUGGAGGAAGUUCAGUUUUACAAAUGGUUUGCAGUUUUAAGUUUCCUGCUUGGAACAACGUCUCAUAUCUCGUUGAGUGGUACGCAAAUUCGUUUACUUCACCUGUCUUGUUAGAUUCGUGGUGCGAAAGAGAUGAUGACAACUGUACUCAGAGACAAAGCUCGAUAAAAGUCGGUAAAGACGGGCAUUUCGCAGUAGGAGAUACGGUUAGCUGCAGACUGAAAAUGAAGUAUUCGACAAGUUCAAUGAAUGAAUGGACAGAAUUUGGUAAAGACAGCAAACAAUACUAUGUUGGAAUAGAGGUUUCACCACGACAUAUCUUCGUUAAAGAAUGCAAAGGAGAUAGAAACGCGACAGUAACAUUAAGACCAACUGUUCCUUUUUUGCCUGCACGAUUUGGAUUGGACAGUGUUACCGUGUCGAUUCUCAUACCAGAGAAGUACAAAGCACAAAAACAGCAAGCUGCAGUCGAUAAAUGCUCCGUUGAUUUAACGACUCAAGACAUGACCAAGGGACAAUCAAUCGCAAUUAGUGGGAUUUGUGAUAACCUAAACGAAGAUCGACAAAGCUAUCUCUUUCAUUUUCGACCAGCUACAAGUAAUCCUUUUUGGAAUAGUGUGGCGUAUAGAAUGCCAUCAUUAAAGGUAUCAGUGGAUAACAUCAACACCAAUUCAUGUCGCUCAACUUCAGAUCCUUAUUUGCAUACUUUUGCAGGAAGGCGUUUUAGUUACAAUGAAGCAGGCGAUUUCCUAAUGUACAAAAACAGUGCCCUAAAAGUCGAGGUUCACGUACGCAGUUGGACAUGUCACAAAUCCGGAGCAACCUGUGUAUGCGGCGUAGCAAUAAGAGAAGGAAAAGACGUUAUAGAAUUAUCUAUCUGCAAUCAGGUGCUAAAUAACGAAAACAAGGAACCCACAAAAUUAUUUGUAAGAAAAAAAAGCCCUGGAAGACUGGCCAACGGAAUACAAGUAAACGAAAAUUUGAAAGGUCAAUCUUUGGAGCACGAGGUCAUACUGUCUUCUGGCACUAGGGUAAAAGUUUACCGUUAUGUAAUAACCUUAGAUGUUUACGUGUUCGCACCAAACACAGAUGGAGUAAGUACUGACGGGCUUUGUGGUAAAAUCAAUGGUAUUCGUAGUGACAUUUUUAAAUAUGGACGAAAUGGCCAAUCCUAUACAAAUCAAGAAGACUUUUCCCAUAGCUGGCUUCUUAAACCAGAAGAGAGCUAUCUUGAGAAAAAUCUACCCAUAGAUGAAAAAGAGCCCGAACAAGAACGUUUCUGCUUUUGCAGCAUAACAGACGACAAAUUUACAAGCAAUACUUGUAAAACAAGCGCAAAUCAUUUCAAUGACAUCGAGGAAGGAGGCCGCGAGGUGCAACUAAAUAUCGAUCCUACAAUGUUCGAAUUAAAACGAAGAUCGGUGGAUAGUCACUGGUACAGCGAUGACAUCAUUAAUCAAGAGUAUCGCAGUUUUUUUGUCGCUGAUCAUGAUGUACAAAAAGCUUUGAACCGAAUACGAAGUAAGAGAUCAACUUCCUAUACAAGGUGGCCUGAACGAAGAGCGAAACGAUAUUGCACAAAACUAAUCGAGGGCUCAGAAGCAGCAAAAACAUGCAGGAAAUUGGACUCGGAAAGCGUGGAAAGUGCUAUUGGACAAUGUAUCAAUGAUCUAGUGUUGUCUGGGAAUGAAGAUUUUGCAAUCUUAGCAUUUGAUACCAUGAAAGUAGUUUGUGAAGAGACUGCUUUGACAAAUCUUUCACUCUAUACUCAAAAUUCUGAUGGUGAGUUAAUAUUUUCAAAAGAAAUAGUGCAAGACUUGUGUCCUACAAACUGUAGUGGACGUGGCGAGUGUAAGAACAGAACCUGUAUAUGUGAUGAAGGCUAUACUGCUCGGGACUGUUCCAUAGAUGUUAAUGCAGUGCCUGAAUUACUAGGUAUCUACAACGGUGGACUCUGUGAUAUACGUGAACGUCCAUGUAAAAAGACCGAUCUGUUGGGACAGAAGUUUAUCGACUCAAACAACCUCACGUGUCAUGUGAAAGAAUUCAAGGUUUAUUCAGGUUCUUGGUCUCCACGUGGAAUUCCUAUCACAACACAUGGAAAGAUGAUGGACAUAUUUGGUGUUAAAUGCAACCUGCCUGAUCCACCUACGAGACUUGGUGAUUAUGAUCACGAGGGGACCCCUGCUGGGGGACUUAUGAUCUCAGUUUCUAACGAUGGCUUCAAUGCAAGUGCUCAACAAUUACGACAUGUCACUUAUGAUUCUAAGUGUAUGAACUGCACCAACUCAAGCAUAUGUGAACGUAAGCCGAAUUCCUGUCUUAUCAGAGGACAUUGUUUUGCUGCCAACGAGCCCAACCCACGUGACUGGUGCCAGCAGUGCUUACCCAAAGAUGACCAGAAUUCCUGGACGCGUAGGAAAAAUAACCAAGCACCAAAUUUUGCCACCAAGACAGCUGUGUUAGCCGUUCAAGGAGAAGAUCUCGUGAUACAGCUGAAAGCAACAGAUCCUGAUAACCGUCCUGUGACAUUCUCUCUACUCAGUUCUACAGCUACUGGCCACACAUUGAGUACAGCUGGUCUACUGAGAUGGAAGGUCACAUCGAAUGAGAAGUUCACCUUCAAAGUGACUGACGAGUGUGGAGCGUUUGAUACAACAGACAUGUUAGUGCGUAUAGUACAAUGUCCAUGUCUGAAUGAUGGUCAAUGUGUCCCCCACCCCUACCAUCCACGGGGAUCUGGUCUGUAUCAGUGUAAAUGCGUGAAUGGAUUCAGUGGAGACAGAUGCCAAAGAUGCCCUGGACUAGUCUGUCCUCCUAGAAAUCUCAGUGUAAUGAAAUUAAGCUCAACAGAAGUUGAAGUAAAAUGGCUCGAACCACAAGACAAAUCUGUGGAAUAUUACCUCUUGGGGUAUGGUCCACUGGAGCAAAACCCCAGUAUUCGAAGCUUAUCAAAAAACAUAACCAGUUGGAUUCUGACUAAUUUGAGGAAAUUUACAGAUUAUCGAAUCGCAGUGUCUGUUGUGAAUGAAAAUCGCACAAUGACGGUUGAAAUCAUUGUAAAAACAGAUGAAGAUGUUCCUGAUGCUUCUCCAAACAUUACUAAUAUCACUCCUGUAAGUUGUGACACCAUAAAUAUUACAUGGUCACCUAUAUCCAAAACUUUGCGUAACGGUAUUAUUAGAGGUUACAGAAUCUACUAUAAAGCAGGUUUAGCAAAUGGAAGUUGGGCAAAGUGGCAGUCGCUUACUGUAAGAACUGGAAACGUUUCAAGUGUGAAUGUUACGAAGGCCGUGGUUUCCAGACUGAAGCCAACAACGAUGUAUUGCUUCAAGAUGACAGCUUUUACAAGUAAAGGGGAGUUCCCUCUAUUGAAAGUGUCAAAUUGUUGGUUAGCAAAAAUAAACCGAGCACCACAAUUCAGUCUAAAACCAAUGAUCUACAACGCUUUACAAGGAGAAGAUCUCGUGAUACAACUGAAAGCAACAGACCCUGAUAACCGUCCUAUAACUUACUCUCUACUCAGUUCUACAGCUA